Cladocopium goreaui is the source of this 1545-nucleotide messenger RNA. NCBI's taxonomy places the organism in Eukaryota, Dinophyceae, Suessiales, Symbiodiniaceae. The record is from the annotation of a GenBank genome assembly.
UGACCUUUAAGCGCGCCAUGUUGCGGACACGUGGUUGAUCGAAGAUGACAGCUCCGAGAUGCCCGCAAAGACAGAGCAAAGUUGCUGGGCAGAGCUCUUGUACGGCAAAGCGUGCUGCUUGUGGAACUGCAUCUUCGCUCCAUGCGUAUUGAGCUUUUGGAGCUGCGCCAUCUACUGCUGUGGAUGUCUCAGAAUCUACGCAACUCGUAAUGCGCAGUCGACCCUCUUCAAGGAUGCCGACUUCCCUGCCAAUGCAGUAUCAUUGGGUGAUCUUCAAGAGGAUGUAAUUUGGUUGCGUGCCACGAAGUAUGCGAGGACAAAGAGCCUACAACUUGUGGACGAGACCAUAAACAUCCACAGACUCUGUCAAGGUGCCAGUGGUGAAACGUGGCUCCUCUCAGCCAUUGCUUGCAUAGGAGAGCGCAGGGCGCUGCACCACUUGUUCGAGAGCGUCGAAAGAAGUUCGCGAGGGAAGUAUAUUCUGAAACUUUUUGAUGGUGUUCAGCAACAGUGGCAGAGGAUCAUCAUUGACGACAGGAUCCCCUGUGACCGGGCUGCCUAUGAAAACGAUAAGAGCUUCCAUCCCAGCUUUCUGACGAACAAGGAGAACGACCUCUUCCUCCUCCUGAUCGAAAAGGCCUUUGCCAAGUUCAUGGGUGGCUACCAGCGCCUGAAAGAGGGAUCAACUGCUUGGGCCCUGAGCGCCAUGACUGGCGAUCCAACCAGGAUCUUUGUCCGCAGCGAAAAUGGCAUGUGGACCAGGAAAGAGUUGGAGGAUGAAGUCGAUGCCGACGGUCAACGAAGCCUGUCCUUGUUUGACACAGGAGUAGAGUUGGCUCCUGAAGUUCUGUUCGAAGUGCUGAGGAAGUAUUGUCUGCUGGAGAGCGUGCUUUGUGCUGCCGGAGCCAAUCCAGCGAGUGGUCUGCAUCCGAAGCACGCCUACAGCAUUCUGGAUGUCCGGAAGGUGCAGGGCGGCAUCAAGCUGGGUGGCGGAGAGUGGCAGCGAGCUGUACAGAUGCGCAACAUUUGGCCAAGCGGCAAGGAGAAAAGCCUGUCGCGUAAAUCCUCGCAAUUGCGGUCCAUUGCCAGAGAGACGGUGGAAUUCGAUGACCACGAUGAUAGUAUUCUGUGGAUGUCCUGGGAAGACUUCUUGUCGACCUGGCGGACCAUCUCAGUUGUUGAUCCUCCGAGUGGCAUCGGCAGCCUCCGACUGCAGGUCUCUGGAGGCUCUCCGCUGGCUCCAGCAGCGGCGUGUCUCGUAGGCUGCUGCAGCUUCUGGUGUGGCCUCGGCUGUCAUCAUCUCUACUGUCCAUAUCGCGUGGUGGCUGGCGAGAAUGGCAAGGACGUGGGCACAGCAUGCUGCUGCUUUGGUGCACGUUCCACCUAUGCCGUCCGCUCGUCAGAGUUGGACCCGGGAGCCUCUACAAUGUUGGGCCUGCAGUUGGAAAAGGAAUGACCGGAAGACUUCGCUGCCAAUGAUGCAGCCAUGGGUCCAAUGGGUCAUUCCACCCCCAUGUCCAGCCAAAGAUGAAGCGAUGGUCCCAU